AUAGAGUUAAAAGUACAUUACAAUUUGUAAAAACACUACAUAUCAUUGUUGAAUCCAAUUCACUUAAUUUUAAAAUUUAUUUUUUUUGCAAAUCCAACAAUGAUAACAAAAGCUAACCACUCGAAGGUUUCGAGGGAAAGCUCAGUCAGCCGCAGUAUUGAUACAGUGCGCGACACUGGGGGGAGUAGUGUGAGCCUCUGUUCGAUUAAAUUAAAGCGCUGGAAGGGGUCCGUCGACGAGCUUAUGUCGCUGCCAGAGAAGCGACAAUCCAGGAUUCCUCUGCCAGUGAAGAAAACCCUAUCUCGCGCGAUUAUCCCACGCAAAUACCACCGUGUGCGUGGCCUCGAGACAGAGUACCAGAUGCUGCAAUGGCGUCAAUCGUCCUUUUUGGAGAAGCUGAGGUGGUUAGAACCGGCGGAGUCCCAAAAUGCUGGGCUCGUACAAGUUGGUUUCCAUUGUGCCGAACGAGGACAGCAUGCCACAGAAGUUGUCCAGCGAUUGCGUUCAAGAGCUGAAGAGUUGUUGCCAGGCGGCCCUCGAUUCGGGCUUUAUAAUGUUCUAUGACCACUUGGAAUACAUCCAGCUGGCCAAGGACGAGCUAGAGGCGCGCAAUCAGAAGGAGAAGCUCACCCUCAAGCUGAAGGAUCUUCUGCACCGCCAAGUAGAGAGCAUCGUCGAGAACAUCGAGCAGCUGAGUGUCAGCUGUCAACCUGUCAGCCGUCAGAAGUCGCCCAACAAGCAUCUGAUCCGCUACAUAAACGAGCUGCGUGAUCACAAGCAGGACGUGCAGGAGCAGCUCUCACAAAACGUACAGGCACACAACGCCAAGGUAAACAGAAUCAAGGCGGACCUCGAGGUGCAGCUGCUGGCGACUGAGGCAAAAUAUCAGAAGUCGCUGCGCGAGGUGAAGGAAAUGCUACAGCUCUGCGAGGCACAAAACAUAAAAGACUUAAAAGAGCUGGCCGAACAGAAUGACUCUUUGGUGGCUAAGGACAACACCAUCGCCUCGCAGAGGGCAGAGAUGGACAGUCUAAUGUCUCGCAAUAUGGAGCUGGAGCAGCUGGUAGAGGAGUCGGAGGCUAUGGUGGUCCAGGCACAGGAAGAGGUCGAAAGCAAAACAAAGUCUAUGGUCUGUCUGGAGGAGAAGCUGAAGGAGGAGCGACAGGAUGUAAUAGAACAGAAAGAUCAGAUCAUUGACGAUUUGAAUCUGAAGGUGCUGUCUCUCAAGCAGUUCAAGGACUUGUACCACAAACAAUCGAAGAAUACUCGGAAGCUGGAGGCGGGGAACAAAAGGCUGGAAGCAACGAUCAAACAGUCAAGGGCCGAGAUCAGUGAGCUGCACGAGAAGUUAAAGAGCGCAGAAGUCCAGCUUGCCUCCAGUUGCCAAAGGGAGCAGCAGCUCCACUCGCAUCUGAAGCAGGUGAAGUCGGAGCUGUUCAGGUCCGAGCAGCUGGUGGUCCAGUUGCAAGAGCAGUUGAACGCGAUCCGCGAGACUGACAUCCAAAGAAAAAAUGACCAAAUGUGCAUCGAAUCUUCAGCGGACCCGCAGAUAACUCAGAUGCGCAUCCAGCUGCAGGCGAAGGAGGAGCAGCUAAGUAAGAUGCAGCGGACGCUUAGCUGCAUGGAGGAGUCAGUAGCAUUGACCAACCAACACAACCAUAUGCUCAGCCAGCUCUGGGAUGGUCAGCGCGAGAAAGAUCUCUUGAUGGAACGACAGAUUUCCCAACCUAAGGACUGCAUGUCGGUGUCAAAGCCCAAUUAAUCAUAACCCGUUCAAAAUUUCAAGCGCAUUGCAUUUUUCAGAAAUUUGUUUCAAGAUUAUUUUAAGCAUCAGCAGACAAACAGAACAACCAAAUGAACUGAAUGGGGCCUACUUUAUAAAUCAGCCGAUUCAGGGGAAUAUUCAUGGAAUGCAUGGAAAUUACUUUAGACCACUUUAUAGCCAACUUUCCCAGCAGCAGCCACAACGGUAGGUAACCCGACCACGGCCAAUAGAGAUUCCAAUGUCCUACCCCAACCUAGGUUCAAUUAGCAAAAUUUAUUGUUCGUUUUAUUAAAUAUUGCAAUUACUACU
Drosophila obscura is the source of this 2074-nucleotide messenger RNA. RefSeq names its product synaptonemal complex protein 1 (gene salto). Bases 428 to 1762 code for a protein of 444 amino acids. The record is from RefSeq and is a predicted model, not a curated record. NCBI's taxonomy places the organism in Eukaryota, Metazoa, Arthropoda, Insecta, Diptera, Drosophilidae. The transcript is spliced from 8 exons.